Molecule: messenger RNA, 2455 nt
Organism: Oldenlandia corymbosa var. corymbosa
Lineage: Eukaryota; Viridiplantae; Streptophyta; Magnoliopsida; Gentianales; Rubiaceae
Source: the annotation of a GenBank genome assembly
AAUAUUUCCAGAUUUAGCAGUCUUCCAUUAGGCCAUAGCUCCAUUUCCCCAUUAGCUUCUCUGGCUCUCACAUGCCACCAUACCAUUUCUAGCAAAAAAAACACGCACUCACACACCAGAAAGGCAGAAACAGCAGAGAGAGAUUUUAGUUAACUUACUUUGCCUCCUUAUCCAUCAUUCUCCUCCCCUUUCCUGAAUUUCUCAAUAACCCUCAAAUCUCAGCUGUCUCAAGACUGAAUUUGAAGUGGGCUACUAGGAUUUUUUUAAAAUCUUUGAUUAGCUGCUGUUAUCUUUGAAGGGUAUUGACUGGAAUUUUGCAGAUAUGUAUAGUCCAGAGGCGAUGUCUAAAGAUGUUAGUAGUAAUCUUAUGUAUUCUUCCAGCAGUGGGAAUACUGGUUUCAAGAAUGGGUUUUUAGAUGGGGAUUUCUUCAAGAGUGGCAAAGAAAUGUUGGGUUCAAGCUCAGAUCUUUUCACAAACCAUUUUCAGCCGGAACAAAAUGGUAGUGGAUUGAUGAGAUAUAGAUCAGCUCCCAGUUCAUUUUUUGCCAGCUACUUAGAUGGGGGCAGCAGCAAGAACAGCACCAAUAGUGAUAGCUCAGAAUCUGACUCAAUGUUUACUGCUUUGCUGAACUGCAAUGAACCCAGUAAUGGAAUUCCUCAUCAACCAACUCAGGGGAAUCCCUAUCACCAUCAGCAUCAGCCGCAGCUGAAAUUGGAAGUGAACGAAAUUGGACCAAACCAAUCGAGUUUUCAACAGAAGGUGAAUGAAUUUUCCUCUGUUAAUAGCGCCACCGUCCCGGUUUCUGUGGGUUAUCAAGCUGCUGUGAAUGCUGGAGGGGGUACAGUUGUUGGAUCUUACCCUGUGUCAAUUGGGGUGGAGAAUCAGGGGCGAGUUGGGAUGCAAAGUAGUGCAAAUAGCUCUAAUCUCAUAAGGCAGAGCAGCUCUCCUGCUGGAUUUUUCUCUGGGUAUGAUGGGAUGAGAGAAGUAGGAAACUUCAGAAACGGUAAUGGGAUCAAUGGGGAAGCCAGCCCAGCAACUGGUGUUUUGAACAAUCAAAUGAACUUCACUUCUGGGUCAUCUUCUAGCUCGAGGUUCAUGCCAACUAUAGCAGAAAAUGGAACUGAGAUGCUAGGCCAUGGUAGCCCUGACCAUGUCUCUGGCUAUCAUACUUCAUUCAAUAGCAUGAAACGUAACAGGGAUGGUGACUUGAAGAUGUUCUCUGGUUUCAGUGGCUUGGAUACCCACGUAAUAUUUCGGAUUACUCCACAAAAUAUUCUUUUUGUUUGUCGAGUCAUUUGAUUCAUGCCUCAUUUUGUAUGACAUUUAUUUUGCAGGAUCUGGAACCCAGGAACCACACUGCUCUAACUCAUCAUUUGAGUUUGCCUAAAACUGCGGCUGAAAUGUCUGCCUUAGACAAAUAUUUACAGUUUCAACAAGAUUCAGUUCCAUGUAAAAUCCGUGCAAAGAGAGGUUGCGCCACACAUCCACGCAGCAUUGCUGAGAGGGUAUGUAAAUCUUAUGUCUUGCAACUGAAUCUGUAAAUUUGCAAGACAAAGUAUUCAUAUCUGAUGAGAAUGUUUAUAAAAGCAGAUGAGGCGAACUCGGAUAAGUGACAGAAUGAAGAAACUACAAGAACUAUUUCCAAAUAUGGACAAGGUAAGAUUCGUAUGACACUUCAGUUCUCGAAGAGUUCUUUACUCUUUUCCGCAAGUGUUUGGUUAUUAAAAUUGCUCUGCUCUGGCCAUUUUUGCAGCAAACAAACACAGCUGAUAUGUUGGAUUUGGCAGUUGAAUACAUUAAAGACCUUCAAAACCAAGUUCAGGUAUAUUCAAUUUCAUCAAGUCCUUUUACUAUUACUUUUGUGCUUCCCCCCAUGUCCAAAAGUCACAUGAAUCUUACCAACUUCUCCUUUUUUAUCCCCUUUUUCAGACACUCACGGAAACCAGAGCUAGGUGCACAUGUUCCAGCAACCAACAACAACAGCAAUGCUCAAGCCAUGAACAUCACGUGUGAGAUGACUGACUUUGUGUACAGAUUAAUAGUGAUAGAUGAGAGAAGAUCAGAAUAGGUUGAUGAUGAUGAAUGAUAAAGGGAAAACAAAAAAAAGAGGGUGCUGACUUUUUCUCUUCUUUGGUGGAUUAGAUGAAGAAUUUAUUGUAUACGGCUGGCAGCCUUUGUUAAUUUGUAGUCUCCUUUUGUGUAGUCUUUGAGUAGGUUUAACUUCCUACGCUUAAGUGUUUUAAAUGUACAAAAAUAAAUUGGCAAAUACAGAUUCGAUUAUGUUAUUGGGGUUGAAUAAAUUUUGAUAGUCUCACACGAAAUCAUCGUGUGGUCAACUGAUGUGUGCUUCAAUUUUAUUUUAUUUUUUUAAUUUACAGAAUAAUCUAUUUCUUUUGUCUCAAAAGAUGUAAAGCAAAUAAAAUAGAUACAGAAGAUGUAUUGCGUUAACCAUUG